Messenger RNA from Aedes albopictus (Asian tiger mosquito), 2928 nucleotides. Its product is annotated as WSCD family member AAEL009094. The record is from RefSeq and is a predicted model, not a curated record. The transcript has 7 exons. NCBI's taxonomy places the organism in Eukaryota, Metazoa, Arthropoda, Insecta, Diptera, Culicidae. Gene Ontology annotation, molecular function: sulfotransferase activity. The coding region runs from base 980 to 2179 and encodes 399 amino acids.
UUCGGGAUUGAACGCCACACCAUGCUGCUGUAACCUACAGUAGAGCGCCGAAACAAGGACUCCCCAAAUGCAAAAUCGCGUCAGCAGAGUUUCGCAAUCCGACUCACCACCCAACCCGAAUCCCAGCGGCUCAUCUCUGUUCAGUCGACUCUCUCCGUUCCCGGUGGCAACACGCGAAAAAUUAGAGCACAAAAGCUGGUGUCGAUUAUUGGUGGUGUCGGGCGCGUCGUGGAAAAUUCGUGUCACACUUGAAACAGAUUUCCACCAGCCAUUGAAAAGCAUCAGAAUACAAGCAAAAAAAGAAGCUCCUCUGAAAAAGGCAUUUGUGUCUCUGCGGUGGGUGUCUCGUGUCGGGUGUGUGUGCAUGUGCAUGUGAGGUUGUAUACGACGACGGACGGACAGAGUUUUCCGUUCUUCGCAAUUUUCCAGUUGGUGCGGUUUGGUUGGUGUGUUUCGUAAGAAGGUUUUCCUCUUGUUCUCGGUGGUCGCGUCGUCGUCGUCGUCAUCGGUGCGGGAAAAGAACAAACGAAACAGGGAUAGGCCAACCGAGGCUGGGCCGGGCAGUGUUGCGGCGAGUGUGUGAGCGGGGGAGAGUGUUAAUUUUGUCACGGUCAAGCGUCGUCGGUGGCGGGAGCAAACGCCCCCCACACAGUAGUAAUUGUGAUCUAUUGUAGUGUAAUUAAUUCAACGUAAAUAAAUAGUUGUUAUACGCACUGAGAAGAUACAUCGGGUAGGGUGGCAUCGCAUUUUCUGGUGGAUUGAUUAACCUUGGUUUCAGCGGCAGCAGCAGCAGCAGUUCUACAAAUUCUGCAGUGUGAAGGUGAAGUCAACCAGAUGGCAACAGUAGCUAUGUAGCUCGCACAAAGUGGAAAAUGAAUUGAUCAGCGUAGACGGUGCUUAUCUGACAAAGUUUUCCUCAAAACUACUCAAAAGGCUGUAAUAAGAACAAAAUGCCCCAGCGCCUGUAAAAUGCCCUGCCAUGGCACUGCGCGGUUGGCGACUCUUUGGGUUGGCCGGUACCAUCCUGGUGUACAUCGGCGGUAUUCUGUUUCUGUCUUUCGUCAGUCUACAGAGUCCGCAGCAGAAGCGUAACCAUGCCCGGGGCUACGGCGAGUUCGAAACCCUGCGAAACCGGGACCUGGGGCUGCUGGGGAAGAAACCACCCCUGCAAUGGUGCACCGAGCUGCGCUACAUGGACAGUCCCCCACCGUCACCGAAGGCCUACAAGCUGCUGCAAACCUUCCCCGGUCAUUUCGUGAAAAAGUUCCAACAGAUCCCCGGUUUUCGGAAGGAUGAAGCACUCCGGGACGCCGGAAAACAGCAGCAGCAAUCGCAACCAUCGCAACAACGACACAACGAUGUCGUCAGCAGACGCGGACCGAAACGGUCCGCCACGGCCUCGGCGGCCGACUUCCAUUCGUCUUCGCAAUGGCCUAAUAGUAACAGCAACAAAUUUGAUACCAAUAAGAUAGCAACUAGUGAUAGGAUAGUAAACGAAGGGCACCAGAAGUCUUCCAGCAAAGGUCGGGAACUGACGGCGCUGGUGUCAUUUCCCGGGAGCGGAAACACGUGGCUGCGGUACCUGCUGCAGCAGUCCACGGGUAUCCUGACUGGAAGCGUGUACAAAGAUUAUGGCCUGCUCAAAAGUGGGUUUCCAGCGGAAAAUGUGGCCAAUUCUUCGGUCCUGGUAGUGAAAACGCACGAGUGGGGUCCACAGGCAUGGGCCCCGUACGGCAAAGCCAUUCUGCUCGUCCGAGAUCCCGAAAAAGCCAUACUAGCUGAGUUUAACCGCCAAAGUGGUGGCCACGUAGGAUUUGCCUCGCCCGACCGAUACCGACGAACUAAAGGACGGUAUUGGACGCAAUUUGUUAAGAAUAAGCUAUGGGCCUGGGAACAGACCAAUCUGUCCUGGGCGAAAAAUUUCACCGGCGAAGUGAAACUAGUCUUCUACGAUGAUCUGGUGGAGAACGUCGAGGGAACACUGAGGAAUAUUCUCAAGUUUCUCAACUUUCCAAUCAACGAUGAGCUUCUAGCAUGUGCAUUAAUGCGCAAGGAAGGGAUCUACCGGAGGAAGAAACGGAUAUUGCAGUUUGAUCCGUACAGUCCAGCAAUGCAUGCAGCGAUUGAUGAAAAACGCACCGAAGUGUAUGCUGCAUUGGGACGAUUCCGGUCACACUGAACAACUCUAGUCAACUCGCACAAUGUAGAACAGCCCUACACAAAACGCGAUGAAAAUAAGUACCAAAUUCCAUUCUAGUCAUUCAUUUCGGCCAUUACUUAGUAGUUUGUUGAAUAAUUAGGAAUAAAAAUAUCAAAAAGUCUACCAACCAAUAAAAAUAGGAUUUUGCAGAGAUGUUUUAUCUGACGCUUCCAUUUUCGUUUUCACCAAUGCCAUUUUUCUUAAUUUUACUAAAGGUAGCCCACAAAAAAUACUGAUAAAUGAAAUCGAAGUACUCGCGUAGGAAUGAUGUAGCCAUAAGUGAAAACGUUGCCAUAUUUACGUAAGCGUAGACAAGUAUAAGACGUGUCAGCCCACGAGUUUGGUAAUUUAUACAAGAAACAAAUGGAAGUCUAGUCAAAAUUAAACCAAAAUAAAAAUACCAAUAAAUUGGAGUAAUUGCCACAGAUAACCAUAGACAAAAUACCAAAACCCAUACAAUACUAGUAGAAGCCAUUAAAAGUAACAGUUUGUGAAAAUUGCAAGACUUAUGCAACACAGUAUGUGAAACGAGUUACUCUCACACAAAAGUAGUAGGUGAGUAGGUAUUUCAGCGACAAAUAUAAAAAACGCAAACACAGCAAGCAGACACACAAAUUAAGUAAACUACCAGUACCAUCAGUUUAUGAAAUGUUUACAUAACCGUCAGUUAGGCAGAUAUUUGAGUAUUACACAAACGGAAAUACAAAGGCAAUAAAUCAUGUACAUAA